Saccostrea cuccullata (small rock oyster) is the source of this 6560-nucleotide messenger RNA. Its product is annotated as active breakpoint cluster region-related protein-like. The transcript has 25 exons. Bases 312 to 4325 code for a protein of 1337 amino acids. Gene Ontology annotation, molecular function: GTPase activator activity; guanyl-nucleotide exchange factor activity. Lineage: Eukaryota; Metazoa; Mollusca; Bivalvia; Ostreida; Ostreidae. Gene Ontology annotation, biological process: intracellular signal transduction; positive regulation of GTPase activity. The record is from RefSeq and is a predicted model, not a curated record. Gene Ontology annotation, cellular component: membrane.
UCUCUGUGACUAAUUCAAGUAGGUCGAAAUUAAAAGCUGGAUUAACCAGACUGGACCUCCAACGAAGGUGAAGUACGUAAAUCAAUAAAAUGAAAUGUACUCAAGAGUGAAACAGGGAUGGGACCGUUCACCUAGAAAAAAUUCCGAGGAGUUCCGAAAUUAGAACGUAAACAGAAAUGGCGGCUAUGAAAAAAAAACACGGAAGUGAAACAUGACUAAAUCUGAGCUUCAAAUAAAGGAUUUCCUGGGAAAUUUAGAAAUAUCGCGCCUCAUCAGAGCAUCAGUGUUAUGCUUCAAGUAAACGUGUUGUAAUGGAGCAGUUGUACAACAAGUUUGUGGAAACAUGGAAUGCUGAAUUUCCACAAGAAGAUCCACCGUUACUUGACCUACAUGGCUGUAUUUCAACUUCAGCUGAUGGAUUCGAGUCAGUAAACAUAGCUCAUCUCGGAAAAUUUUACAAUGAAUCAAGAGAAACGUCAAAGAGGCUAAAGCGAGAGUUAAAAAAGGCUGAGCUUAUUGAAAACUUUUGGCACACUCUCAUGAAAGACUGCAAUGGGUUUGAAUCUUCCGAAUACUCACCAAGAACUAAAAGUGCAAGUAGAAAAAAACAUCCCUCAAAUACAAAUGAUUCUGAAAGAAAAUCAUCAGAUGAAGUUGGAAGAAGGAAAUAUUCUUUGUUAGAAGGUCUUGGAAAAUGUGUGGACUCCAGCUUGGAAACUUUUGUUAACAUUGGUAUGGGUGGUGAUGUUAUUGAUGUAACUGAUAAUCAUGAAAUCCAGGUAAACGCAGCAGUAAGCGGUAAUCAAUAUCUUAUAAUGGAUAAAGAGUCAAGUGAUGGAGCUAUUGGAGAUAACCCAGUAACACAGGUAUGUGAUAAUAACAGGCGGGACUCAGGUAGCAUACCAAACAGAGAACAACACAGUUCACAUAGGCCUUACAAUGCUGCAGGACUAAACAAUGAAGGAAAUGUGUCCAGUGAUGAUGACGAUGAAGCAGAUUAUGAAAAUCAAUGUACAAGAAAAUUAACAGCGUCCACGGAAAGAACACCUUCUACAAAGCCCACCGUUCCUCCUCGUAGACCAAGAGCUGAACAUCCAGCAAGACCAAAACCUCUCACAACCCCCCGCGGUAUAAAACUCAGUCCAAGCUCAAGUCAUCAUAGCCCAAACAGAAGUAAAGGGGAACCGGUUCAAACGAAAGUAAACAGAGGAAAGCAUGAUUAUAACAUAGGGAACGUAACAACAAGGGCAUGUACACCUGAGACUAACCUAGAUGAACUGACAGGAACAAAUUCUUUUGAAAAUUCUCCCACUACUUCCUUAAGUGAAACAGCCAGCUCUGACAAGACUGUGGAGGUGCUGGACAAAGACAUGUUAAGAAAAUUCAGGCUAAGUGACGGAGGAAAGGAAAAGCGUGGAAGUGGUGAAGUGAUAUCAACAGGGUACAAACACCUCAGCAGUGAAUUAGACAAUGUUAGUAGUCCUAGCGAAAAUAUCACCGAAUCUAGUCAGAAAUUAUCUCCAGAGAAUAAUAAAGAAUCCAAAAACAGGAAACGAUUGAGGUCUAAUGACUAUGAGAAUUUCUCUGUGGACUUUCUCCUGACAAGGAGGACACCUACCAUCGACUUGGACGAUGAAGAUGAGCCUAAUAAUCGGGACUCGGACAUUUACGACAACACGGUCCCCAAUGGGACCAAAAAGUCUAGUAACUCUAGCUUCUCUAGUGCGGACUCCACUUCAAUCACUAGUCUCACUAGCGGAGAGGUGUGUGAUUCUAGCACUAAUGGCCCUGAUUCUUCUGAGAGUCAUAUCAAGAAACGAGUUGGAGAUGUCAGCACUUCUCAGAAUAACCAAAGCAUGGAUCUGGAAGAUGCAGAAAAUACUCAACAGAAAGACGAGGCUGAUGGGAAAAGUCAUGUGACCACGGAGGCCCCAGGGGCAGACUCAGAAGACACAAGUGAUACUGAAGUGCCUGAAAUGUCCAGAACUAUGAGCCUUAGUAGUUCUAGGAAGAUCAGAGACCAGAAAAUUCAUAUGAGGAAAAUUCUAGUCAAGGGAAUUCUGGAGAGCGAGAGGACCUAUUUAUCCUUACUUAAAGAUAUUACAGAGCUUAAAAGGAAGAUUCAGAACCAGAUAACCAAUUUAAAAGAGCCCCCCAUGUGUUUAAUGGAGGAUGUCACCACCAUAUUUUACCAGGUGGAGGAAAUCCAUGUUCAGCAUGGGAACUUUGUGGAGAAGCUACAGGCUAAAGUGGAUGCCUGGUCAGACACACAGAAAGUCGGAGAUACGUUUAAGGAGCUAAUUGUUUAUUUUCCUAUGUAUAUGAAAUAUGUUAACCACACCCAUGAAGCAGCAGAAUGUAUACUGAAAUGUAGCAACAAUAACGAGGAGUUCCGAAAGCUUGUCUCUUCUGUUAAACUAACCACUGGGGGCACACAUACACUGCAAGAACUUUUAUUUACACCUGUACAAAGGCUUCAAAGAAAUACUCUAGUCAUACAUGAUCUCCUGAAUUACACACCAGAAGAUCAUGAGGAUUAUAAAGUCCUGAUGAAGACCUUAGAUUUAGCUGACCACAACCUAAAGAACUUUGCCACCAAACCAGAUUCAGAAAUAGCAAAUACAGAGGACCAUCUGGUUAAGAGUGGCUUUGUUGUGGAGAUGGUUGGAAACUCCAGAAAACUUAGGUUUCUUUUCUUGUUCACUGACGUCCUUGUGUGUACCAAACACAAGCAAACGGGAAGAAAUCGUGUUAAUGUAUUUGAAGUCAAAUGGUUUCUGCCAGUGCCCCAUAUCACCAUGGAAACUAAGUUGGAUAAGGUGUUCUCCAUUAAAGAAGACACAGAGAGUAUGAAGAAGAAGAUUGUUCAUCUGAAGGCUGAGCUGAGGAAGGAGAUGAAGAUCCAUGACGACAAGGGGGAGAGGACAUCCUGGUUAUCGUCUGGUACCAGGACAAUGGAGAAAUUAAAACGGAAAAUAGAGGAACAGGAAGCUGCCUUGAUCCUUGCUUCACCCCAUCUGCCAUUACAAUUCACAAUGAAGGAGGACUCCAAAAACCACUGUAUCCUAAUGUCUACAGAUUACGAGAGAGAGGAAUGGAGGGAUGCAGUGUACGCUCAACAGAACCACCAUCAUGGUGGAUUUUACAGACAACUGAGUGGACAUGAUGUUCAGGCCAAAAUCAAUGAGAGCAAACAGCUUCCUCAAGUUAAUAAUGUUGGAAAUGUUUUGAUGAAGAAAGAUGAUGAGAUGCUGAAUGGGUCCCUAAAUGUCACGAUACAUAAGAUGGACGGCCUGGAGAGUCCGUGUGAUACCUAUGUACAGCUCCAUCUAGAUUCCUAUGGCUAUUUCUUCAUGCAAGCCAAGACUCGUCCUUGUGUGAACUCGGUUGAGCCUAACUGGGACCAGGACUUUGAGUUAGAGCUGGAGGGUUCUCAGACCCUGAGGAUCCUAUGUUACACCGUAAACAAGGAGGGGGAGGAUGAGCUCAUCGGCAGGAGUGCACUUGAGCUCAGCAGAGCUUGGCUCAGUAGCAGUUUCAAAGAACAGAAAAUCAGUAUGAACACAUUAUCUCUGAUGAUCUCGGUGAGACACACACCAGCCACUAAGACUCUCAAGAGAUCUCCGUCUAAGAUCCAGGGAGGAUUGUUUGGAACCAAGAUAGGGGUGGUCUGCAAUCGAGAACGAAAGACAAUUCCAAGUUUUGUCACUGCAUGUAUCAAGGAGGUAGAGGCCCGAGGAAUGGAAGAAGUCGGUGUUUAUAGAAUUUCUGGUGUAACCUCAGAAAUACAGAGAAUUAAGAAAGCCUUUGACAAAAAUUUAGACAGUAAAUGGGUCCCAGUGUAUCUAAGAGCGGGAUUGAAUCUCCUUGGAGACAGUGACAUUCAUGCAGUGACUGGGGUUCUCAAACUCUACUUCAGGGAGCUACCAGAACCUCUCUUUACUGAAGCCAGCUACAAACAGUUCAUAGCUACAAUAGGAUUGCAUGAUGGUGAUGCAAAAGAGAAAGUUUUUCUUCAACUUCUACAUGAUCUUCCAAACGAGAACUACUACUGCAUAGUGGCUAUAGUAGAGCAUUUAGUCAGGGUCAGUAAGUACGAGAGUAGUAAUAAAAUGUCGUUAAGUAACCUAUCCACUGUGUUCGGCCCCACCCUGCUCCACCCCGCGGUCAGCGACCACCAGAGCCCCGCCCAGCUGAUGCAGGACGCCCAGGACGUGUUCCUACAGGCUGGGGUACUAUAUUUCCUCCUACAGAUAGCAGCCAGGGGGAAGAACAUCAGGAGGUGUGAGUCCAUAGAAAUGCAUGGAGAGGAUAGGCUAGUAUAGGAAGGGCAUAUAGGGAAACGUGGAUUGGGGUAGGCUGAUGUAGAGUGGAUUUGGAUAGAAGAGAAUUUGGGAUCUGUUGGAUGGCUGGAAUGGAUAGAAAAUGGAGGAUCAUGCCAUAGUUGGGAAAUAUUACUUUCUAGUGAUAAAUGAAGAAGAAUGGACCGUGGAAGUUCUUGGAGAAAUAACAAGACUCUCUAGUUGAAGUUUGUUUGCUACUGUUGAAAAGAAAUAAAUAAUUGAAAAAGAAUAGUAAAUUUAUUUAGGUAUCUUUAAAUAAACUGCAAAAUGAAAUACUAGUAUAAACAGUUUGCAUUUGUUAAAAGUGUUACAAUUUUGUAGAGAAAACAUGAAAAAAAUGUGUAUAAUAUUUAAUUUUAGUCAGACACAUUCACUUUCAUUUUAAUAUACAUGUAAUACCAUGACAUUGAAAUAUCUUAUGUACAAAAAUCAUCAAUGUAUAGGUACCCAUAUUGGGAAUAUUUUUCAUAACAUUAUUGAUAAAACCAUUUAUGUACAUAGUUUGGAGGUAGACUUUUUCAUGUUUUAUCAAAAUUAUUUCAAACAUAACCAAGAGUUGAAGAUUUUUUUUGGUUGCAUAAUAAAGAAAACAGCAAUUUGUUUGGGGGAAAAAGAGAAACUUACCUUUCCAUUUGUCAUGAAAUCACUGCACAUUGUUUUAAAUUUUGAAUUUAUUUUUUCCUUCAUUUGUAUCAGUUGGACCAGGCAUCCACUAUAUGUUUUGUUUUUGUUAAUUUAUGAUUUUUUUUUAAAGAUUUUUGUGUUUUGAAAAAUUAAAAGACCAUAGUUUUCCUAUAAUUGCAUUUCGAAUACAUUUACAUGAUAAAAUGUAGAUGUCAAGUAGAAAUAGUUGAAUUCAUUUUGCCCAGAAUUUAACUACUGUGAUAUUAUAGAGGACCAGUUUAUCCGUCUUCAUUUAGUCAUGUCUUUGUUGAGAAACAAAACCACGUUUUUAAACAAGUAAUGCAUUACAGCUUACAAGUUAUUCAUUACAACAGUUUGAAAAUAUAUAUGUUUACUAUUUAAUUGAACAGCAUUUCCUUUUCAAUCAAACAAACAAAAAAUCACAACUUUGUUUUUUUUCUUUAUUUGGAGUAGUGCGGGUAUGUGUGUGUGUGUGUAAAAUAGGGCUAAAGUGGUUAUCCUAUAUACACUGUACUUUUUUGUGCAAUAUCAAUGUACAUUUUAACCAGUGAAAAUUUAUUUACAUGUAAUUAUAAACAAGUUCGAAUAAUGAUUUCAUUAGUUUGUACAGUCAUAAAUACAUGUACCUACCACCUAAAAGUGCUGAUUGUUAAAACUACAAGUAGGAAGAAAUACUAGUACCUAUGUAACCCAGGCCUUUUCAAUAGUGCAGUUUUUAUUAGUUUUGUUAACCUUUUGUUUCAAACUUGUUCUAAAUGUAACAUAUUAAUAAUUAUGCAAGUUUGAAAUACAUGUAUUUCAACAUUGGAAGAAAACAUUCUAUUAUAUAUGAAAUUGUGAUGGUUCAAAAAAUGAAAAUUUGGCAUCUGAAUCAUAUAUUGGUGAAUUCAGUUUAAGCAUAAUUAAUUAAAACAAGUUGUGGUAUUUAGCUGUGCAAGAUAUUAAAUUAUUAAAUAUUAACAUUUAUGAAAUAAUGUCCUAUGUCCAUGUUACAAUUUUUUUUUUGGGGGGGGGGGGGGGUUCAGACUGUGUGUAAAUGUUUUUUUUUCUUUUUUCUUUUUUGUUACAUUUUUUUUUCAUAGUAGACAGAUUUUACCAGGCUUAAUAAUAUCACAUUUUCUUAGUACAUGUAUUUGUAUUUGUUCUUUUGAUUAUACUGUAUUGAAAUGUUAAAAAAUAUUUAAUUUGUAUGUAAGAGCAGUAUGUGAAAAAAAAAAUCAGUCCAAAAGAUAUCAAUUCUUAGUUUAUCAGUUUCAAUUUCUUUUAAUUAUUGAAAAAAAAUGAAGAAAUUUUAAAAGUGUGUUGUGUAUACAGUUAUAAAUAUAGUAUUGUAUCUAAGUUCAUUAGCCCUUUAUAUUAAUUUUUUUUUGCUCUUGUGGUGUAUUUUUUUUGUUAUUCAUUUGUUAACUAUGCACAGUUUGUUAAUCUUGUAUUCAGUCAGUGUACACAGUUUUGUGCUUCUUAUUUGAUACAACACAAUACAAUGUAAUCAAAUUUCUUUGUUGUUAAGUCAGACCCAAAAUUAAUGUUUAAAAAUGAGGUGAAAAAAAAUAAAAGAUUGUAAUAUUUUGA